Molecule: messenger RNA, 498 nt
Organism: Rhinocladiella mackenziei CBS 650.93
Lineage: Eukaryota; Fungi; Ascomycota; Eurotiomycetes; Chaetothyriales; Herpotrichiellaceae
Exons: 2
Coding region: 1-498 (165 amino acids)
Molecular function (GO): zinc ion binding; carbonate dehydratase activity
Source: RefSeq, a predicted model, not a curated record
AUGGCAAUGAUGAAGAACAAUUCCAAAGCGCAUGGACCUCACCUUCUCGUCAUUUCGUGCCUUGAUUCGCGUUCGAAUCCCUACAAUGUUCUCGGACUCAAACCUUAUGAAUGUAUCGUCAUCCGAAAUGUUGCUGGUCGUUUUGCUACAGCUACCGGUGAUAUCGCGGCGCUCGACACGCUCUUCCACGUUUCGCAGCUCGUUCUUCUUCAGCAUAGCAAUUGUGGCGCUUCCCACGUCACCAAGGAGCAGGUCAUAGACAGCACCCAAGUCAAGAGACCCGAGUUUGGGGUUGGGAAUCCUGCAGAGCCAUCGGCCCUAGAAGCUCGACUGCCCAUGGUUGAGAAUAACCACCAAGCCUUGAAGGAGGAUCUAAGGGCGGUUAAACAGUGCGGCUUCCUUAGACAGGAUUUGAUCGAUAGUGUCGUUGGCCUGUACCUCGACGUCGAUUCCGGCUUAGUGACACGGGUUUAUCCAGACUCUGAUGUGGACGAAUGA